Hyalella azteca is the source of this 1292-nucleotide messenger RNA. RefSeq names its product glucoside xylosyltransferase 2. Bases 29 to 1024 code for a protein of 331 amino acids. Gene Ontology annotation, molecular function: UDP-xylosyltransferase activity. Lineage: Eukaryota; Metazoa; Arthropoda; Malacostraca; Amphipoda; Hyalellidae. The record is from RefSeq and is a predicted model, not a curated record. The transcript is spliced from 5 exons. Gene Ontology annotation, biological process: protein O-linked glycosylation via N-acetylgalactosamine.
UAUCUCCCCAGAUGGAAAAAUCAAUCAGAUGAGAGUCUCCACCAUGACCAAGUUUGAGACUCAAAUGCGCCAGGCAAUAGUCCUUAUCAAGUCAGCUGUGGCCUUGAACCCGUCCACGGUCAGGUUCGUCCUCUUGGGAAAUGAUGAAACUGUUCUACCUGCAAUUGAAGAAUACGUGUCAAAUUGGCCAGAUCGUUUUCGGAAUCGUCUAAAGUUGAGUUAUCGGCCUGUCAUUAUGCCAGAAGAAUGGCAUUUAAUGGAUUUCUACGAGAAAUGUGUCACCGAAAAGUUGUUCCUGCCGUGGGUGCUGUCUGAUUUUGACUCCGUCGUGUAUCUGGAUACCGACCACGUGUUCAUGAGACCUCCGGAGCAUCUGUUAGCGCACUUCAAAAACUUCGAUGACACCCAAGUGCUUGGAGUCGCACCUGUAGAUGGUUACUAUUUGCAGUCCAAUAUAGAGAUACCAUACUACGGGAGGCAAGGCUUAAGCAGCGCGCUAUUGCUAGCCAAUCUUACAAGGUGGCGUGACCUGCCUGUCGACUGGCUGCCCAUCGUGACAAGUGUGGCCAAAGUUUAUAAGGACAGCAUAGUGAGCGAUCAAGAUAUAUUUAACCUCGUUUUCAGUGAGUUUCCAGACUACAUCUACGACCUGAGCUGUGACUGGAGUGGCAGCAUCGAGCAGUGCUUGUCAGUGAACUGGAACUGCAGCUCCAUCGAACAAACAGGCUUUUCGUUGGUGCACGGUGCAAGAUCAAGAUUUUUUGCAGAAGACGUUUGGAGAAUGAGAACUAUUUCCUAUGGAUUGAAAUACGUCAUCCCUAUGGAGGAGAUUUUCACUACAUGGGAGAGGUACGACUUAACUGAGCCCUUGUCAGUAUUACUUCAAACCUUGACCAAAAACCUCCACACACGGGAAGAUGAACUGCGGAAAGCACAGGCGAGCCAUAAAGAAAAUCUGUUUUGCCUCUACAGUUUCGAGAAGCUCCUGAAACAAUUGAACGAUCUCGUGCAGAUAAAAAAAUAAUACCAAAUGUUGAUCAUAUUAGUAGUCAAAUUUGCCUAAGGCAUCUUGGUCUUUUAAACGUAUAAUCCAAGAAAAAAAUUUGGGUCAAACAAAAUGAAAAAUUUGAUCUUACAAACGACGUUGAAACAGCGUAUUUUCAACGCUGAUUAAACCAUACUUAUUCGAACACAAGAGACGGUCUAAAAAGUUCUUAAAUCCGUUUUCCAGUAUUAUAAGCAUUUUGUUUAUACAAGUGAAAUGAAUUAAAAUCACCCAUAAAUCAAAGUGA